Messenger RNA from Vanrija pseudolonga, 3909 nucleotides. RefSeq lists its product as uncharacterized. The transcript has 5 exons. NCBI's taxonomy places the organism in Eukaryota, Fungi, Basidiomycota, Tremellomycetes, Trichosporonales, Trichosporonaceae. Bases 198 to 3785 code for a protein of 1195 amino acids. The record is from RefSeq and is a predicted model, not a curated record.
UGUCCACUCGCCGCCGCCGCCAACAGGACUGUGCGACAACUCGACUCUGGCUCGACCUUUGUAGCGACCAUCUCACCUCCCUUUGACACACUCCCUCUCCACGUAUCAACGCCCACACAGCACACCCGCACACUCUCAGCCACGUCGGUCAUCACGACAACUCCUCGGGACAAACAUCGUCCAUCCCAGACACAAUCAUGUCCCUGGUAGACACGGCACCCCCACCAUCGGACGAGGUCGCUGCCGCAGUGGCCCUCGCCCUCGACGAUUCGCACGAGCCCCUCUCUGCAUCGUCAGACGUGGUUAUCGACGACAACGCCCACGACCACGACCAUGACCAUGACCACGACGGCGAGGACGAGGCUGACGACGACGACGAAGCCGACGCCCACACGGCCGUUCCCGCCACCGACGACUCGGCCGGCGCGGGAGACAAGCCCACCCCGCGCAAGGACGCCGCAGCGGCCAAGGACCGCGGAGAGGACAAGGAGAACGGACCCGCCGUGCGCAAGGAAGGGGGCGUCAAGAAGGUCCUCAAGAGCGGCGUGUUUGGCGGCUCGCCGAAGAGCAAGGUCGUCGCCUCGCCGCGCAAGGCCCCGACCAAGCCCGUUGCCGCUCCCCGCCCGUCGCUCGCCAACCGCAAGCCCCUAACGGCGCCGACGGCUGCCUCGGCGGCGCGCACGGCAGGUGUGGCGGCUCACCCGACUCUGGCAUCGCACCCUCCCCGCCCAAAGACGGCGUCCUCGGCCUCGACGGGACCCGACUCUCCCAUCGCACGCCCACGUCCGCUUGUCGCUUCGGCCACGGGCGCCUCGACAACUUCCACGACUGUGCCCAAGGCGCGCUCGAGCACUGGCCCCGCCUCGACAGUUGGCACCACGACCACCACACGGGUGCGCCCCGCGCUCACCAAGCCUGCGGUUCCGACCGCACGGUCCACCGUGGGUGCUGCCCCAACAAAGGCACGUUCGACCAUCACUCCCCCUGCGUCGGCGUCCACCAUUGUCAGCCAGGGCACACCAAGCUCGGCGGCCACUAGCACUGUCUCGUCGACCCGCACUACUACCCUCACGGCCAAGCCCGAAGUCAAGGCGACACCCAAGGCUGCUCGUCCUAGCCUGUCCGCUUCGACCACGGCGACGCCACGCACGGGCUCGCUGCACAAGCCGACAUCCUCGAGCAUUUCAUCCAUCAGCCGUACCCGUCCGAGUGUCGUUUCGGCUUCUGCCCCAGCUGCUGGCACCGCUGCCGCGCGCAAGGCCGCCGCCGAGGCCGAGGUGCAGGCCCGUAUCGACGAGCUCACCAAGCGCUUUGAGGAGGAGAAGACUGCCCUCGAGGCCAAGAUUGUCUCUGCCACCGAGGAGGCCGACAAGGCCCAUGGCGAGGCCAAGGUCCUCCUCGAAGGGCAGAUUGCCGACCUGACCAAGGAGCGCGAUGAGAUCCAGCCCAGGGUUGCGGACCUCGAGUCCAAGUUUGCCGAGGCCCACUCGUCACGGGAACAGGUGCAGACCAAGCUCGCCGACUUGACGGCUGAGCGCGAGCGCGAGGCCAACGAGGCUCGUGAUGCUCGCGACGCCCUCGCUACCGAGCACGAGUCGCAGGUAAAGGAGCUCGCUGCCGCGCGCGACCGCUUCGAGGAGGAAGUGCGUACUGUCCGCGCCGAGCUGUCCGAGGCCAAGGCCGCGCACUCUACGGUCGAGGUGACUCUGGCUGGUGUCCAGGCCGAGCUUGCCACCAAGGUCGCCGAGUUUGAGGCUGCGCUGGCCAAGGCCAGCGAGGAGCGCGCCGCGCUCCAGACCAAGCUUGACAAGCUGUCCUCUCUCAAGGAUAAGCUCGAGGCUGAGAUUGCCGACGGCGCCGAGGAGGCCGAGAAGAGCUUCCGUGGACUGGAGGGUCUUGAGGGCAAGGUCAAGGAGCUGGAGACUGAGCGUGACGAGUUGCGCGAGGAGCUCGAGGCCGAGCGCAAGGCGCAUGGUGACAAGGUCGGUGCAUGGGAGAAGGAGCGCACUGGCUUGCAGGGUGAGCUCGGUGUCCAUACCGAGCAAGCCUCUGCCCAUGCCAAGGCGAUUGCAGAGUCGGCGGGUGUGGUUGAGGCAAAGGACAAGGAGCUCAAGGAGCUGAAGGCUGCCCACGACAAGGCCGUUGCCGCCCACGCCGACCUUGUCGCUUCGACCACUGCGCACGAGGAGAGCAUUACCGACCUCAAGCGCCAGCUCGAGGAGGCCAAUGCCAAGGUGUCCGCUUCUGCUGGUGCCGAGGGCGAGUCUGACAAGCUGCGUGCGUCGCUCAAGGCUGCGGAGAAGGAGCGUGAUGAUCUCCAGGCCAAGGUCACCGCCGUGCAGAAGGCCAAGGACUCGCUCGAGGAGGCCAAGCAGGUCGCUGACGCCAAGGAGCAGUCGCUCCAGGGCGUCAUUACCUCGCUUGAGAAGAGCCUCGAGUCGGCAAAGGCCGAGCACGACGCUGCGCUCGCCGCUGCCCUCAAGGCCGCGCAGGAGGCUGCUACAGCCAAGAACAACUCUGCGCUGGAGGCUCUUCGCAAUGAGCACGCUGCGGAGGCUAUCAAGCUCAAGGAGGGCCACGCCAAGGAGGUCGACGCGCUCAAGGCCUCGCACGCCAAGGAGAUUGACGCGCUCAACAAGUCUCAUGCCGAUGCUCUCGCCGCCUCGAGCACUGCUGCCUCUGCCGAGCUCACUGCAACCCACACCAAGGCCAUUGACGAGCUCAAGCAGGCCCACGCCAAGGAGGUCGAGGGCAUCAAGCAGGCCCACGAGAAGGCCCUGGGCGAGGCCCAUGUCAACGCCGUCGACCAGCUCCAGACUACCCACGACGAGAAGAUCCAGGCCAUCAAGUCGGCGCACGCUGCCGAGCUCUCCGACGCCCACGUCAACGCCGUCGACCAGCUGCAGAGCACUCACGAGGAGGCGAUCCAGGCUCUCAAGGAUGGUCACGCCAAGGAGCUUACCGAGAAGGCUUCGGCUUCGGACAAGCAGGCCGCUUCGCACGCCGACGUGGUCAAGGAGCUUACUGCCAAGCACGAGGCUGCCCUUGCCGCGGCCGUCGCUGCUGCCACCAAGGCAGCUGCUGACAAGGCCGCUGCCGACCACGCCAAGGAGCUCGAGGCCGUCAACGCUACCCACUCCAAGGCUGCCGCGUCGGCCAAGGAGGCCGCUGCUGCCGAGCUCGAGGCUCUGAAGGCUACCCACUCCAAGGCCGUCGGUUCGGCCAAGGAGUCGGCCGCGGCUGAGCUCUUGGCUGUGCAGUCUGCCCACGACAAGGCCUUGCGUUCGCUGGAGGAGGCCCAGGAUGGCCGUGAGGCCGCCAACGCCGAGCUCACCGCCUCGAACAAGUUGUUGAACGACACUGAGAAGACUGUGGCGCAGCUCAAGACGCAGCUCGACGACACGCAAAAGGAGCUCAUCGCCAUCAAGAAGCUGACUCCUCCACCCUCGCCUACAAAGGCCAACGAGGAGUUGCGCCGGGUCAAGGAGGCGCUCUUUGCUCGGACAGAGGAGCUUGAGGGCAUGAACCAGGUGAUUGAGGGUAACCGAAAAGACUUCAAGGACACGCUCGAAACCCUCGACAAGGAGCACGCUGCCCAGCUGGAAGCUCUCAACAAGGCGCACGCCGAGGCGCUUGCCGCGCAGGCGUCCAAGGCGUCCGAGACACACGCCGCGCUCCAGGCCGAGCUUGCGGCGCUCGCCGCCGAAAGACAGUCCAAGGCGCUGACGCCUGCCGAGAAGGGGGAGACUACGCAAGAAUCUAUUCCCGCUGAUAACGACGCCUAGACUACGAUUUAAAGUUCAAGUACGCGCCAGCCUGUAACGAGCGCACCUGUAGGCGGUCCGGGACACUAUGGCAUUUCGACACGCUACCUCCAUGACUAAUCCACAUGCAUUACUGUAUACAAUG